AUGCCGACUAAGACUCCCAAGAAGCGAACUGUGUCGUGGACCGACAAUACGCGACCCGCGCGCGAGUUCGCGAUGGCAGCCACUGCACAGACCUCUCGAUUGGCGUGCAUCCCAUCUCCAGCCCGCUUCAUCCUUGUGGUCCUAAGCAGUCUCAUUGCGAGCUCCGUUCUGUUCACACUCACGUCCACCUUGACGGUGGGCGAUCUAGGGCCUAUCAGCAAGCACCUUGAAGAAUGGUGGGAAGUGGGGGGCUUGAUAGCCUGGAGGGCUGUGGAGGUCGGAUUAGCCUGGGUUCUAGGAUUUGAUGGCCGUGAUGUGGCAUCGUACUUAUUCCUGACCCACCUGCCCACAUACUCUCUCUUGUCGUUCUUCUACGGCAUCCGCCCGACUUCUGCUCUGAUAGCAUAUGGGGUCACGAUUGUCUCAACGGCGCUUCCCUUCGCCCUCCUGCGCCGGCCCUCGUCCGUUCACAACCUUUCGCAUGCACCUGCUGAUGCAGUUGCCAAUCGAAACAUUCUACAGGACAAGACUAUCACCAUCUUCACGACGCUCUUGGCAACCUCGGUUUUUAGCGUUGUGCUGUAUGCCAGCUAUGCGACUUGGCUUCCUACACAGCUGGUUAUUCACUUCGAGGGUCUCCCGGAUAUCAGCGCGGCGCAUGCUGGUCCGGCCGGCUUGCCUGUACUCUUCCUGACGAUGAUCCCUGCUGGCUGGGCCGCGCGUGACUUUUUAUUUGUCAGCUCCACUGGCUAUCCAACCGCUCCUGGUGGGUCAGCAAGCUGCUGCGAGGGUGAAUAUUUGGCUGCAGCUAUUUGUCGCAACACUUGGGGCAAGUUGUCCACCAAGACGAGAGUUUUAGUUUCUCGGUCCAUUAUUCUUGCGCUUGGAGUCCUACUCAACACGAUUGUUCAAGUGGCCGGCACAAUCAGCGAUGUCUCUAUUGAAGGUGCCGCCACCUGGGGAGCAGUCUGGGCAUUUGCAACGCUGACCGCAGGAGCAACCUUCGGCUGGAUCGAAGCCGUUGAUGGUGUAUGA
This is a messenger RNA of Penicillium egyptiacum, 1035 nucleotides long. NCBI's taxonomy places the organism in Eukaryota, Fungi, Ascomycota, Eurotiomycetes, Eurotiales, Aspergillaceae. The record is from the annotation of a GenBank genome assembly.